CUUCGGGAGAAGUUCUUCAAUGAUAUUUUACGUCGCGUCUGUGAUGUUGUGGACGGCGACAGGUGUGAGUGCAGCUAUGAGUUCCAACGACGACCAACAACCCCCGGGCCUGAACGCAGCACACUUGUUCACCACACACCGGCAGAACAGUCACCCAGGCCCACGCGGUAACCAUAACAACCAACCGUCGUUUGCAUUAUACAAGUUCACUCAGAGCAUGGACAGUGCAAGUGCGGACGACAUCAACAAUCAGAUCCUCAAAGACCUCGAGCGACACACUACAACCGUGCCUAUGAGUAGUGAUUCACACUUGCCCCUGGGUAGACAGCGUGGGCAUAGUAACCAAGGCAACAGUCUCGGGGGUGAGCACUCUAACAGUCACGAUAGCGUGCACAUGGGCAUGGCCUCGGAUAAUAGCAGUGGGACGCUGAAUAUGAAUGCGCUUUCAAGCAGAAGCGUAAGUGGGCACCAACACAAUCUACAGGCAAGUGUGGACGGGUUCAAUGCUUUACAGGGAGGAGGUAGUCCUGGCAUCAACAGCAAUACGAAUAGUAUUAACAAUCAGAGUAUGGAGAUGGGCUCAGGAAAUACUUACUUAUCCCUGAUGCAGAGUUCAGAGUGGUUGAACGCACAGCAACACCAGCAGCAACAACAACAUAGGCAUGCUAGCAGUAAUACUAGCACAAACACACACACCAACACCAAUACAAACACCGGCACUGGUGGCAAUUCAUUGAAGAUGAAGAGUGGCCGUACGGGGAAAAGCCCGCAUUCUACAGACAAAUCACCUAUCAUGGCACGGAGAGGACUUCCCGGCACCAACAGUAAGGGCUUGUUAGCGGACGACAACGCGAGCUCAGAUAACAGUAUGGGAGCGUGUGCGGUAGAACGGGAGACCCUGCGUGUGCAGCAACAGCGACACUUACAGCAACUACAGAUGCAGAAGCUACAAGAACAGCAACACCAGAGCCAACAGACGUUUGAGAUUGAACAGCAGCGGCUGCAAGCACAGCUACGGCAGCAGCAAGGUAACCAGCAGGCUCAGAGACUCCUCAACCAGACUCAUCAUAACAGCCCACAUAGCAACCAGACCCAAGGUCAGACCCAGGGGCCACACCCGCCGAGCUUCCAUACACAGCAGAGCCUCCAGGCGGGUAGUGGUAGUAGUCAACCGAGCAUGCAGAACAAUAGCAACCAACCGAAUGUACAACAACAUCAACAACAACUACAGCCAAAUGAUCACACACACGACCCACAAAGCAGAGGGGAGAGUCUCAGCAACAACAGUCGCCCCGGCCCGGCUGAUAUACGGAUAGACGGCCCCACGGGCAAGGAGUACUAUGACAUCCUGGGGGUAGCACUAGACGCCGACUUUGCUACUAUUAAGAAGGCGUACAGGAUGAAGGCCAAAGAGUUCCAUCCUGACCGCAACCCAGUGGGUGCACAAAUGUUUCUGCGGCUGAGUGCGGCGUUUCAAGUGUUGGAAGACCCAGUCAAACGAGCAGAGUACGACAGGACGGGUAUUGUGACCGACAAAGCAAGUACCGAACGGACUCCUGCUGCUAAGCAGGCAUACGCGCGGAAAAUGUUCAGUGAGAUAUUUGGACCAAACAUAGACAUCAUCGAAGGCUUCGUGCCGCCCACCAGCAGAGCCAAUCGUCGCAACAGUCGCAUAGUGCACCACGUGCACAGAGUUACGCUAGAAGCACUGUAUACAGGCGCAGUCAACAAGAUAGCCAUACAACGCUCUGUAGCCUGCAAAGCAUGCGCGGGGAAUGGUGGCGGUCAAGGAGCGUUGGUGUCGUGUAAUGCAUGCACGGGCAAGGGAUUGCUGGAAAUUAGGACUCAAAUUGCCCCGUCAAGGUUUCAAUUUAUGAGUCAGACAUGUAAACAAUGCCAGGGCAAUGGGUUUGUGAUCCAAAAGGAUAUGUGUUGCCAAGCGUGUUCAGGAAAGAAAUUAGUUACAGGUACGAAUGGAUGCGCACGUGAUUAG
Messenger RNA from Sphaeroforma arctica JP610, 1993 nucleotides. RefSeq lists its product as hypothetical. Gene Ontology annotation, biological process: protein refolding. Gene Ontology annotation, cellular component: cytoplasm; cytosol. Gene Ontology annotation, molecular function: Hsp70 protein binding. Bases 20 to 1993 code for a protein of 657 amino acids. The transcript is spliced from 6 exons. The record is from RefSeq and is a predicted model, not a curated record. NCBI's taxonomy places the organism in Eukaryota, Ichthyosporea, Ichthyophonida.